AUGGCACAAACGGAGCCAGGUUCGCCGGAAUCGAACAAUCAUAGAAUAUCCUGGUUUCGAAAGCUCAUAUUUCCCAAGAAGGAUGAAAAUCACACACCGCCGAGUUCUCCACCGAAUGAAGCUCAACCGCCAGGAUUGGGUCGUCGACUUUCAAGAAGGGUUGUCCCUGGACUUCCAAGGGCAGGUACCUUUAAGAGACAACAAUCGGAGCUGAGAGAUAGAUUAGAACCAGUCAAACCGAAUGCUGAUGAACGGCGGACAGCUUCAGUCGAUCGUCGACUUAAUAACUCGCAUCGUUCGUCAUCGGCUGCUAUAAAUCAUGGACCAAGAACCAGCGCGCCUGAAUUCCUAGAAAGAGUGGAAACGAUCGAUAAGACGUUUGACAAUGUAUCUGUGCGACCACCUACGCCAACCACAAAUGAACAUGAGAACGAGUCUCAAGAGUAUGUAGAUGUUUCAAAAGAGGAGAAACAGGGUUCACAUAUCGAAGAGCAAUCGAUAUCUACAGAUACGUUCGAUGAAACAAUACUUGAGGAGCUGGAAAAGAAAUGGAUUUUGAAUCUGAGUAUGCAUUUUCGAGAUAAAUCUAAAAGAGAAAAAUUCUUUGUCACUUACGCAGAAUCACCAACACACUGGCGGAGAGUUACGAUUUCCCUGGAUUAUAGAAAUGCGCCGAGUAAUUCACUGGAGGAAGAAUUACAAAGGACAAGGUUCCAAAGAGACAAAAGUGCGCGCAUAUAUGAGGCUAUUCGGGAAUCACUCCAGGACAUACAAUUUUACGAUACUGUGACAAAUCUCAAGUUAGAAACACAGGAUGAACGACUUCAUGUUCAUGUUGUGGAAGAUCUCUCCGAAGUUAUUAAUUUUCCUCCUACAAAGGCUCUCAAUCACCUUCCAUGUCGCAAAUUUCUAGAAGCGGAGCUUGAAUUUGAUUCUCAUCUAUCUGGCUUUGUCUACAAGGUUACCGUGGCCGGCCAAGUUUUUAUCAAAAAGGAAAUUCCAGGACCGGAUCAAGUGGAUGAAUUCUUGUAUGAGAUUAAUGCCCUUCAUCAACUUUCUGGAUCUCAUAGUGUUAUUCAGUUUGGUGGCGUGGUACUUGAUAAUGAAGCAAAAUGCGUGAAAGGACUUCUCAUUAGCUUCGCUGAACAGGGCGCAUUGAUUGAUGUUAUUUAUGAUGGUGAUAAUGGGAUUCCUUGGGCACGACGGGAACGUUGGGCUAAACAAAUUGUUCAUGGACUUUCUGAGAUUCACGAGGCGGGUUUUGUUCAAGGAGAUUUCACACUGUCGAAUAUUGUCAUAGAUGGGGAUGAUAAUGCGAAGAUAAUCGAUAUCAACCGAAGAGGUUGCCCAGUUGGAUGGGAACCUCCGGAAGUCGCGGCGUUGAUAGAAAGCAACCAGAGAAUUUCGAUGUAUAUAGGCGUCAAAUCCGAUUUGUAUCAACUUGGAAUGGUUCUCUACGCCUUGGCCACUCAACACGAUGAACCGGAAACUCAGAGACCGUUGAAAUUAUCGGAUUUUCCUCCUGAUGUACCGGACUAUUUCCUGGAAGUUUGUGGUCGUUGUCUUAGCGAUGAUCCACGAAAUCGAUCACAAGCUGCUGCUCUGCUGGACUAUUUUCCACAUAUUGAUGAGUAUCAUGGUGCAUACGAUGAUCAAUCACCAACUCCAAUUGUGAUUGAUGUUAGGCAUGCUGAUGAAGGGGAACUGUUGGUCACCGUUCAUGAUAAUAACGAUAGGCGAGAUAGCAUUUCUGAUGUACAUGACUACGAUGUACCGGAAAGGGGUCGAUCACGAUCUAAACCUUAUUCGCCGCCAUUUAUCUCACCCAGAUCACCAGAUGCGGCGAUUACAUACUUGAAUACACAGGAUAUCAGGCCAUCACAAAUCCAAUUGCCCUCGUCUACUUCCGGAUCUGAUUAUACGCAUGAUCCAAUCGAGCAACAUUAUAAUUACCAAAAUACUUCGACCAUAGAAAAUUCCACCUUAGAAACUCGACAGGAGCAACAUUCCGAUCGUCCUUCAUAUUCAGAAAAUGAUAAAACAGACAUUCAACCCAAUUCAACGACAGAACCGCGAAACACAGUAGCGACGAGUAAUUUAUCAAUGGCAUUUGCGGGGGAUUUAGCACACAUUGGAACUGGUGUUGAUAGUGCACAUAUGGGAACACUUUUUGGAGCGGUCAAUUUAGAUGAUGAUGAUUUAACGAUAGAUAAUGAUGGGAAUGGUGUUUUGUUUAUGACGUCGGAGGAAAAGAUGGCGGUUGCAUAG
Molecule: messenger RNA, 2268 nt
Organism: Botrytis deweyae
Lineage: Eukaryota; Fungi; Ascomycota; Leotiomycetes; Helotiales; Sclerotiniaceae
Exons: 1
Coding region: 1-2268 (755 amino acids)
Biological process (GO): signal transduction; protein phosphorylation
Cellular component (GO): cytoplasm
Molecular function (GO): ATP binding; protein kinase activity
Source: RefSeq, a predicted model, not a curated record